Molecule: messenger RNA, 2040 nt
Organism: Pomacea canaliculata
Lineage: Eukaryota; Metazoa; Mollusca; Gastropoda; Architaenioglossa; Ampullariidae
Exons: 6
Coding region: 202-1440 (412 amino acids)
Source: RefSeq, a predicted model, not a curated record
UCAUUUGCUUGUGACAGAGCAGCCAGGCCGGUAUCCUCAGUUCUGUUUAGUCCAUUCCUAACACACGGAGGGAAUUGUACGAAUGCUUUCACGUUACUGAGUUCAAUAAAGAGAUCGGCUUCUUAACCUGAGAAAAGCAGAGACAGCGGAUGCUGUUUACAUCACUCCGGUCCUCUACAAAGAAAACUAUUGUUAAUAACCAUGAGCGGUUCUCAACAGGUAACAGUAUCACAAGCCCAGACAUUCUGGAUACAAUGGGUGGAGGCCGCCUUCCCUCAUCUCGACUCUCGCGCCUACUUCCUGCCUCCUGUCUACUUCAACCGCGUGCCGAUGAACAAGGGGAGGGUUGGUGAUCAGGAUGUCAUCGUCCUUCCGCCGUACAAAGGGCAGGAUGGACAGUUUCCUACAGUUCAAGACAGUGACAGAAGAGAUGAUUUAGCCGUGCAGCGAGUUCUCUUCUGUCUUCAAAAAUGGUCCGAGAAAACAAAGGAAGUUUUAUUUGGAAUAAUCAAGCUUCCGUACUUUGGUACACCUGGGUACAAUGGGUUGGCCAUGCCACCCGUCCAGGGAGACUUUGAUGUUCUUCUUAUUCACCGACAUUACGGGUUGGUCAUCUGCGAAGUGAAGGCCUUUGGCGACAACUUGAAGGAUCUGAGCAUGAAACAGCAGGACAUAGACAAGAACAUUAGGAAGAAACUGAAAGAAGCCAUGACACAGCUGGACAAGGCGGAGGCCAUGUUGUCUCACCUGGUGUCCGACAUCGCUCCUGGUCUGAGAAUCACUAAGACGAUCGCUGUCCCUAACCUCACGACUUGUCAGGUACGACAGGCUGUCUCUGAGGACUCAAAGCUCACACAGGAUCUGUGUCGGUGGUUGGGAAUAGAAGAUCCCGCCGCCAUACCUGGUCUGUGUCUGUGCUCUGAUCACCUGUCUGACCGCUGGACACCGUGGAACGUCAACAGUCACGUGGUGAGGGAACUCGGCGACUGGUGGCAGCGACGUGUGGCUGGAGUAGGACCUGACAGUCACAUGACCAAUGAAGUGUACAAGACAUUAGUAGCUCGGUUUUGUGGUCCAGCGACAACAGUGACUGUACCAUCUGCUUUUGCCCCUCGUCUGAGUGUCCAGACCCUGGGUCAGGCCGUGUGGUUGACAGGAGAGUUUUACACAGCUCUCAUAACACUCUUCCCGGAACAGGUUGACCUUCUCUGUCAUCCGCCUUCCAGACUAUUUGCGACCGGACCACCCGGCACAGGUAAAACCGUGAUGCUGCUGAUGAUGGGUACAGAAUGGCUGAGACUUGAAACACAAGGUCCACAUUGUGAGCACCUGGCGGGACAGUCGUGCAUCGUGCAUCAUGCUGUACUACCUGUUGCUGCAGUCGCUCAACACGCUGAACAUGCAGGUGCUACCCGACCAGCUUCACCUCCUGCAGUUUGAUAUGAAACUUGCUGAAGACGUGGAGAAGGCCGUCAACGACUUGUCGCAGGCGGCAACGGAAGGUUCAUUGCAUGUCAUCGCUGAUGAAGUAUUAACUUUAUAUCUGUAACAGGGGAGGAAACUUUAAAAAUUUCUGUGACAAGCUGCUGACACGAGUUCCUCAUCUCCAUCUUUGGGCGGCGAGUUCUUUCCAUGCCAAUGCCCCCGCCCGCUGGCAACAAAAAUUGUUACGAAGACCACUCCGCUCUCCACCUGUCAUCGUCAGGGAAGUCGAGCAGGAUGAGUUUAUUAAUGACAAAUGGGUCCUGAGGUACCUCGACCGUGUUGUGCCCGACCACACAGACGGCCCGCCAGUCAGACAGCUGUAUCACCGAGGUCAGGGUCACUCAGGUUCCUGGUCAGGUGACUGUGUCACGUGCGGUCGUGAGGUGGCCAGCUUCCUACACAGUCUCCGAGUUGAGAAUCCGGGUAGGUGUGGGUAUGGUGUAGUACAGCAUCUUCUGACAGCUAAACAGUAAACAACAUGAUAAAAAAACAAGUAGGUGAUAAACAGUGUUGAGAAGAAGACGGUGUGUUCGUGACAUGUGUUUGUAAGUUGAC